AAUAAUUCAUCCUCACCAGCUGAGGAUAUGGUAAUAGUCGCCUUUUCCUCUUCUUUUCAUGUGUGCGGGUACGCCUCGAAGAAAAAAAAGCCAUCCAGGACUAGAGUCGAUGUGCCUUGUGUGUGCUGACCUGUAGACACACCAGUUGGUUUGGCUUUUGAUACUGUGGUAAGCAAAUAGUGUACUUGGAUGAUCAACGUGAUGCUUAUAUGCUAGGUUGGUUUCUCAAAGCCACUGUAACUAUAUCCUAGACAGCAUCAUGUUGGGCAGACAGACAUGAACAAAAGGCCCUCGUCCAGAUCAAACCCCAGGAACCUUGUCCGUGAAGGACAAGCAAUCACAAAGAAAGGCUAUCCCCGUAGCGUAACCCGAUUUACACCUCUCCUCUCGUCUCCUCUCCCGGGAGUAUCAAUAUCAGAGUCAGACUCCAUUCCGUGUCGUACCCUACCUCACCUUACCUUAGGUACCCUGGGCCUGCCGAUGUGAUAUCCACCCUCGAUUGAGCUGAGAUGCAGAUGCGGCUACUACACUCAGGGACUACGCCACUUGCACCGUUUGGUCUGAGGUGUGGUUCGAUUGAAGAUAUCAUUGCUCGGGAUGUUAUGUCCUUCCCUCCAGCUCUUUCUCUUUCUUGCUCUCCUUGAUAUAAAAUCCCCGAAUACGCCAUCGAAGAAACUCUCCUUUGUCAGGUCCCUUAGCAUCAGUUGCCAUCUCACGUCACCAUUCCUGAGCGUCCUACUCUUCUCCCUUCCCCUACCAUACAGACACCACCAAGCACCUUUGAAACCAAGUCACAAUGGUUCAAUUCACUCGUGCCAACUCGGGCAUGUCUGGCUUGCCUACUGAGGAAGCCGUAGCGGAUCGCAGAGCAGGCAGUCCCAUCCCCAACCGCGUGAGAAACGCCAUUGUCAUCGUCCUCGGAGAAUUCUGCGGAACCUUCAUGUUUCUUCUCCUCUCCUUCAUCGGUGCCCAGACUGCCCUCGUUACCAACAACCCUACCAAUUCUACUGCCCCCUUGGAGCCCUUCUCAUUGAUGUACGUUGCUGCCUCUUUUGGUACUGCUCUCGCCGUCAAUGUCUGGAUCUUCUAUCGUGUUAGUGGUGGCAUGUUCAACCCGGCUGUGACUCUCGGUCUGGUCCUCGUCGGUGCUGUACCACCUCUUCACGCCCUUGCUAUUAUCCCUACACAACUCGUUGCCGCUAUCGCCGCUGCGGGAGUUACUGACGGUCUCAUCCCCGGACCCCUCCUCGUCACAAAUGCUCUCGGCAAUGGUACAAGCAUUGCUCAGGGUGUUUUCAUGGAGAUGUUCCUCACUGCCCAACUUGUCUUGACUGUUUACUUCCUUGCCGUUGAGAAGCACCGCAGCACACAUCUUGCCCCCAUCGGCAUUGGUAUCUCUGUCUUCAUCGCUCACAUCUGCUUGACAAACUGGACUGGCACAUCCAUCAACCCUGCUCGAUCCUUUGGCCCUUCAGUUGUCGCUGGUUUCCAUGGGUAUGAUUGGAUCUACUACCUUGGUCCCUUCAUGGGCUCUUUCCUGGCCUUCGGCUGUUACAAGAUCUUUAAGGUGCUCGAGUAUCAGACCGCCAACCCUGGGCAGGAUGAUGACGACUUGGAGAGGGGUAGCAAGCAUCACUUCUUCGAACAUCACGAGAAGGAGCCCAUCGCUCACUCCCAGACCGACACUCUUGAGCCCAAGGACCAUGGUGCUGCCCCACGAAAUGAUAGCCCCAUUGACGGUCAGAUGAGCCAUGCCUAAGUUGUUCCCGGCGAUCGGGGCUGCUCAAAACACCAGCACUGGCUGUAUGACUGCGUGAGCAGUACAAGAUUAUGAGUUCCGUUACAUUCUGUCAUGGUACAGCGGGCUCUGACACAAGGCUGGAUCUAUGUGUUGAACCAUUCACUACUACAUCGUAUCAGUGUAUGUAGCACGACGAUGACUUUCUAAUGGGUGUUUUUGGGAAAGAAAUGGAGGGGAAAUUGGAUUAUACGAGGAGGAUGCAUGAUUAAACGAAGAUCUUUAGCAUGAGUUUCGGAGUACAUACAGUUUCAAUAAGACAUCUGGGCUUGCUAAAUAUAGUGCAGCUCAGUUACCCCGAUUAUCUUGAA
Fusarium verticillioides 7600 is the source of this 2109-nucleotide messenger RNA. RefSeq lists its product as hypothetical. The coding region runs from base 797 to 1759 and encodes 320 amino acids. Gene Ontology annotation, cellular component: plasma membrane. Gene Ontology annotation, molecular function: water channel activity. The record is from RefSeq and is a predicted model, not a curated record. NCBI's taxonomy places the organism in Eukaryota, Fungi, Ascomycota, Sordariomycetes, Hypocreales, Nectriaceae. The transcript has 2 exons. Gene Ontology annotation, biological process: transmembrane transport.